Trachymyrmex septentrionalis is the source of this 764-nucleotide messenger RNA. RefSeq lists its product as uncharacterized. The transcript has 2 exons. NCBI's taxonomy places the organism in Eukaryota, Metazoa, Arthropoda, Insecta, Hymenoptera, Formicidae. Bases 77 to 667 code for a protein of 196 amino acids. The record is from RefSeq and is a predicted model, not a curated record.
GAGUGCACGUCAAUUAUCAUUGUUUGUUAGUACGUAACGCACAGGCAAGGCGUAUCUUAUAAAGCGAGCGAAGGAGAUGACCUGCUCCGACUACCUGCUUACCCACGUGCACUUAUAUAAUGUACUGGCUAAAAAUAUGAUACCAGCGAUAAAUGAAAAAUACGCCACCGCGACAGUGUCGUUGGUGCGUUGGAGCAGUGACAGCGCAACGAGUGAGAAGCUUAUCAAAAUAAAGGCAGAACGAAUCUCUCUACCCGGCCGCAUUCGUAUUUACGCGGGUCAUCUCCGUCACCCGAAUCGUCGACAUCGUCGGCGCGUCCCCAGGUGGCGUGCCACUUGGAUCGAACUUCGUACCGCCGUUAACAUCGUUAACUCUCGAACGACCUCCUCCGCUGUUUUCUCCUGCCUCCUCACCGUCCCUUGCAUCCAGUAUUCGCUGCAAUCGCUGAGCGUCGAGCAAACAACGUCGAGCGACGCGGUGUGCGUGCGUUGCGUACAUAAUUUCGUAUUCCGCGUCGAUUCUCGUUCGACUCGCCUCGAUUCCGCUCGCGCGCGCGCGCGCGUGCGCAUCCCGCCACGCGUACUGCAGUUUUCGCGGAGUCGAAGAGCAGAAGAGUCGGCCGCACCGGAGCUAGAUCCGCUCCGGAGGAAUUUCGUGCGGCGAUGAGCGACGCGAGAUAGAGGAAAACGUAGACGAAGGGGAAAAAGCGGACGCUGAUUAAUCAGCGAGUGAUAAACGAAAGAGAAAGAGAGAGAGAGAGAGA